Eufriesea mexicana is the source of this 321-nucleotide messenger RNA. RefSeq names its product ejaculatory bulb-specific protein 3. NCBI's taxonomy places the organism in Eukaryota, Metazoa, Arthropoda, Insecta, Hymenoptera, Apidae. The coding region runs from base 1 to 321 and encodes 106 amino acids. The record is from RefSeq and is a predicted model, not a curated record. The transcript is spliced from 2 exons.
AUGAAAGUACAAAUUUUUUUCCUUUUCACUAUUGUCAUAUUUACAAGUUAUAUCAAAGCGCAAAAUAUUUCAAAUCUCGUGAAGGAUCGACAGUACGUACAAAAGCAGAUCAAUUGUAUCUUGAAUCUGGGACACUGCGAUUCUAUAGGAAGGAAAAUUAAAGAAUUGUUGCCAGAAGCGGUGAACAAUCGUUGCCAACGUUGUACGCCUCGACAAGCUACACAUGCACGCACGUUGAUAGCAUUUAUGCAACAAAAUUAUCCCUAUGAAUGGCAUUUAAUUCUACAGCAUUAUGCAGCAAUACAACAUUAUACUAAUUAA